AUGCCCACUCCACCGCCGUCAGACUCGGCUCAAGAAACACCUAGAAAUAAUAGAAGGCGAUCCCCAAAUCGGCCUCGACAGGACGAUCCCUGGGAAGACAACACGAGCUAUGACAGCCCUCUCAACGACAACCAGACACCUACCGGUCCUGCAAGAACACUUCGGAUGACGAUCCCGACCCGGCCCUUUUUGAAACCUCCCUCUUUACCUCCUCCUGUCAAACGCUCCACGCUGGAGCUCCUCCAGAAGCCUGUGAACUUCGUCCCCACUAUACGAUCGCAUUUCCGAGACAACAUGCAGGAGACAUACAACAGCAUAUCCGACAUCGCAGACGGUGAAAAGUUCAUUCCCAAUGCAGCCCAAAAAGAAUUAGAAGUCAGUGAUGAAGAAAUCCGGUCGAGAUAUUUGUUGGAUCACCCUGACAACGAAACUCUGUCCUACAUGGAGGAACAUGCUGCUCUUGUCAAGAUUAAGGAAGCUGCGGUUUCUCACGUUCAUGGGCCGCUGUUGGAGCUUGCUUUCAAGCGGUUUGAGUCGGUGAAUCGCGAGAUUCUGACACACGCGAGGAUCAGCCCGCCCUUUAUCCCGGAGAUGCGAACGGAUUCAUUAUACGAUAUAAUGAGGUAUAAGAUGAUCGUUCGGGGGACUACAGUGCGACCCUCGGCAUCUACGGCUCAACAUAUCAGCCAGGUGAUAGACGCUCUACCGCACGAAAAACGAUCUAUCAACCAGACGCCAUAUGGGCCCGUCGGGAACGAUCCGAUUGCAGUACCCAUGGAGACAAAGAUCGCAAGUGGGCUUAUCGAGGAGGCCAGGAUUCAACUUGCAUUGUGGGUGGCGACGUGUCAUAAGCGAAUGGGUGCGCUCCGAACUAGUGAAGAGCAAAUCAUUACAUCACCGAUGAUUAUGGUUAUGGAGAAUGCAUGGAAGCUCAUGUUUGCAUUUGAUCAAGGCAAUGCAAUUCAUAUCGCGGAGCAGAUAAGGAUAGGCGAGACCAGCAACUUGGUCGGGCUGUACCGCAUCGUUGGGAUACUGAGGGAGCUGGCUCUGCGGAUGGAGACUGAGUUUGUCACUUGGCUGGAACGAUGGCUUGGGGUCGGAUGA
Molecule: messenger RNA, 1104 nt
Organism: Fusarium poae
Lineage: Eukaryota; Fungi; Ascomycota; Sordariomycetes; Hypocreales; Nectriaceae
Exons: 4
Coding region: 1-1104 (367 amino acids)
Source: RefSeq, a predicted model, not a curated record